CAGGUCCACCUCCUCCUCUUCCUCCUCUGCAACCGUCGGGCAUGGAUGCUCCUCCCAACUCAAUGACCAGCUCUGUGCCCACCAUCGUCACUUCUGGGAUGCGCUCCUCACUCCCCCAGGCCGCCCUGCCACUCUUCCUUCCUGACAACUAUGAAACGGAUGUGUACAACCCUGAAACGGAUGUGUACAACCCUGAGGCUCCCAGCAUCACCAAUACCUCCAGGCCGAUGUACCGCCAUCGGGUCAACGCACAGAGACCCAACCUGAUUGGCCUCACAAUGGGGGAGGUGGACAAUCCACCCAGAGACAAGAUCCCGAACAACAUGAGGGUCGUUAUGGAGUCUAAUGCGAGGAAGAGACCGCCUCUCUCCCACGAUGGAGGCCUCCCCCCCAAGAAACCUUGGUUUGACAAACCCAACUUUAACCAACCCAACCACCAGGGUUAUCACAACAGAGUCCCAUUCUCUGCCAACGCCAAGCUGCUGGUUCGACAAAUUCCUUCGGAGCUCAACAACAUCAGCAAACUCAAUGAACAUUUCAGCAAGUUCGGCACCAUUGUCAACCUACAGGUGGCCUUCCAGAAUGACCCGGAGGGCGCUCUGAUCCAGUUUGCCUCUCCAGACGAGGCUAAGCGCGCUAUGCAAAGCCCAGAGGCGGUCCUCAACAACCGCUUCAUCAGGGUGCACUGGUAUCGAGAGGAGGGGGGUGAUGGCCUGUCUCACCCCCAUCAGCAGCCUCAACCACAACCAGCCAUGCCCUCGGCCACGUCUCUUAAGCAGUCCGUCAAAGAUCGCCUCGGCCCCAUGCUCAACUCUGAGCCCUCCCAAGACUCCAGCGUAGCCUCUCAGAAUUCCUCUAAGAUGUCAGUGAAAGACCGCCUGGGUUUCUCUGCCCAACCAGCAGCUCCUGCGGAGAAAGUGUUUUCCACAUCUUUGGGGCUCACAAAGACGGUAUACAAUCCUGCUGCCCUGAAGGCGGCACAGAAAAACUCAGAGGAAGCCCUGAAGAAGAAACAGGAAGCUCUAAGACUACAGCAGGAUGUACGGAAGAAGAAGCACGAAAUACUGGAGAAACACAUUGAGACACAGAAGCUCCUGAUUUCCAAAGUGGAGAAGAACAAAGCAAUAAAGGCAGAGGAUAGAGCCAAGAUCAUGGAAACGUUGGGCAUGAUAACCAAGAGGAUCACCAAACUGCAAGAGGAGAUAAAAGGAAUCUCGAGCAGCAACAACCCGCUGCGCACAGCCAAGAGCAGAGCCCAGGCACAGAAGGAGCUGCUGGACACAGAGUUGGACUUGUACAAUAAGACCCAGACGGGACAGGACACUGCUCUGCUGAAGAUCAAGUACACCCAGCUUCAAAUUGAGGCGGCUAGACGGGGCAUCCUGUCACCAGGACGAGGCCGGGGGGUCCUCACCCGGGGCCGCGGCGCUCUCAGGGCCCGGGGGAGGGGCUCCAGGGGACGGGGAAGAGGCGUGCACGCAGUCGUGGACUACCGGCCACGGGCGCUUGAGAUUUGUGGUUUCACCGAGGCAGACCAUGUCGACCUGCUGCCACACUUUGCUCAAUUUGGAGAGAUCGAAGAUUGCCACAUAGAUGAAAACACGCUGUCUGCAGUCAUCUCUUACAGGACAAGAGGCGAGGCAGAACAGGCGGCUCUUCAUGGAGUGAGGUUCAACAACCAGACUUUACGCCUGGCCUGGCACAAGGCCGUGAAGACUCUCAGUGCUGCUCACGCUGAUGAGGCAGAACAAGAGGAUGAUGAGUACCCGGAAGAGUCUCUGAGUGAUGAUGCACUGCUGCAGGAUGAUGAUGAGGAAGAGGACGACAACGAGCCUCGCUCCUGGCGCAGAUGAAGAUCAGACCGACGCGCCUGGUGUGAAGGACGAGCGGCAAUCCAGCAACUUUAUUAAAUGCCUGGUCAUAAAACGACCAGGCACAUUUUUACUUUGGCUAGACUUUGUUUUCCUCCUCACAAAUGUGUAACUGGCAGCAGAACCAUGUGCAAGUUUGAUUCAUUUUAACGUGUAUACCAGAUGCAACAAUGUUGAUUUUUUUUUUUUAAUGCUCUUAAUAUAGAAUUUGUUGUUGUUUUCAGUUAACCGAACAAAUACUUUGUCAGGACAUUUGAUAGCUUAUCACCUUGAGACACCUUUGUUGAACUCAGCGUAGGCAAACACCUUGUUGUAAUUGAUUGACUGUAGCUUUUGCAGAAUAGUAUUAGGUUGACUGGUUUGAAUUCUCAUGUGUAAAUAUUUUAUGCCCUGGUUUAAAUGAUUUGUAUGAAAGCUUGGCUUCUCAGUUUUUGGCUUUUCUUUGAAUUGUACAAAAAAUAAAGAAUUGAAAUGGUCUGAAAACAUCCUGCCAAAAAAAACAAAAAAACAAUCUAAAUGCUCUGGCAGUGAAAAAAAAACUAAAGAGCGGAAAAAGACCAUUUCAAAAAACAAAAAAACUUCCUAUUCCCCUAAAGAGCAAACUUCCUAAAAAAUUCCUACUUCUACAACUUUUUCCUCUUUCUUUUUUGGAUGGGUAAGGUAAGCUUAUGUAUCGCACUGAUUUUCAUAAGAAGGUAAAGACAUGACAUUUUAAGAGUAUAUUUUUGCAAAAUGUUUACAUUUCCUCUGUAUUUAUUGCUAAGCAUCACACACAUUUGCACAGACUUGAAUAUACAAAAAUAACUAAGAGCGUUUUUGUUUUUGUUGCAGGAGCUGUCUACAGUAUCCAGAUACAACACUUGUCUCCAAGAGGCUUCACCAUUUUACAACAUUAAUUUGUAUUACUGUCAAAGCAUUGUCUUACAUGCAGCUGAUGUAUUAAAAUAGGCCUACCUGUUUUCUAAUGAAACGUUGAUAAAUGUUUCUGGCAUUUU
Molecule: messenger RNA, 2866 nt
Organism: Notothenia coriiceps (black rockcod)
Lineage: Eukaryota; Metazoa; Chordata; Actinopteri; Perciformes; Nototheniidae
Gene: rbm26
Product: RNA binding motif protein 26
Exons: 15
Coding region: 42-1853 (603 amino acids)
Cellular component (GO): nucleus
Molecular function (GO): RNA binding
Source: RefSeq, a predicted model, not a curated record